AUGUCAUCAGUUGCAUCGAAACACGCAUUGCUCAUUGCUCUCGGUGGAUUUUCCAUUGCAGCUCUUUUUGUUUGGUACAUCAACAAAAAGGACAAAGGUGAACGCGAAAAGAAGAAAGUGAACGAUUUGGUGACGAAUGGAUCAGCAGUUCGAGCUGAAAAUGGAAAUCUGAAGAAAGCACAGAACGGACAUGCAAAUGGAGCUCCAGGCUCGAUCAGCUCCUCGAAGUUGCAGAAGGCAAGAGAUGAAGAAAAAGCAACAGAUGUUCCAGUUCAGAACGAGAAAUCAUCGAUCGAAGAAAGUAGACAGAAGAAGUCGGCCGAGAAGCAAGAAGUAGUCACCGAGAAGGAAGAAACUGAUCACGUUGCUGCAGGAGACAGAAUAACAGUCCAAGAGCAACAAAAUCAGGAAGAAAAGGAGAAUCAGAACACCGGAGCUGAAUCAACUAAGGAAAAAGAAGUAGAAAUCAAGGAAUCUGUGAACGAGGAGCCGAAGGAAGUUGUCGAGGAACAAUUCAUCAAAAAGGAAGAACCGAAAUUGAAAUCCACUCCAGCUUCAUCAAUCAAAAUGCCAUCGAAAACUAAGGUACUCGAGAAUGAGCAGAUACCAGAAGAACCAACACCGACGAAAAGCUUCGAUGCCUCAUCUCCACUGAGUCUUGAUAUUACAGCACAGAUGUCUCCAGCCGCUUUUUCGUGGAGUGAAGAGAUGGAGAAGAGCUUCAACGAAGAAGAGUUCCAAAUAAAUGAGUCAAGUGAUAUUGAUAGAUCACCAGCAUCACCACACAGACAUGUGCAGUUCAAGAAAGGAGGAUCAGGAAAGAGUAACAGUAACAGAAAGGGAAGAGGAGUAGCAGGAAAAGAUCAUCAUCAUAGUCAUCAUUUGAAUUCACACAAAGAAGAGAAACAUGCUCCACUCAAGAAGGGACAGAGACGAUUGACAAAAGAGAAAAGCGUAGAGGAAACUCCAGAAAAGCCACAAAAGAAAGUCGCCGUGAAGCACCAGGAGGUCGUCGACUCGCCAGACGUCUCACUCAACCAAACAAUCGAAAUUCAGCAUCCGGAAGACGAGAGUUACGAGAAGAGUGGAUCACCGGGAUCGGAUAGUCUGAACAGUGAGACGGAGUGGACCACGAACAAUCGUUGCAGUGUCUUUCCUCUCCGUAUUCAAACCCUCAAAGUCAUCUUAAGAUUCCCAUCUAAUUCGUCCCUUGUAACCCGAUGUUGCCAAUUUGAUAUUGAAGGUGUCUGCAACACUGUCGAUGAUUCGAAAAGGAGAGUGAUGAAUCGUGCCAACGGCGGCAUCGUUUACUAUUUCUACUACUCAUCGUUCCCUCUCCUCCACCCUCUUCGCCUUCUUUUUCUUUCUGUCUGGCAUCGUCGGCACGUUGCCCUUUUGACAAUGUCGUCUGUCUCACCUUCACCGCUUGCUUCGUCAUCGAAUAGUGCCAAUGCUAGACAAUGGACAAGUAGACAUUGA
This is a messenger RNA of Caenorhabditis remanei, 1479 nucleotides long. RefSeq lists its product as uncharacterized. Lineage: Eukaryota; Metazoa; Nematoda; Chromadorea; Rhabditida; Rhabditidae. The record is from RefSeq and is a predicted model, not a curated record. Bases 1 to 1479 code for a protein of 492 amino acids. The transcript has 10 exons.